Molecule: messenger RNA, 1031 nt
Organism: Monosiga brevicollis MX1
Lineage: Eukaryota; Choanoflagellata; Craspedida; Salpingoecidae
Exons: 9
Coding region: 20-868 (282 amino acids)
Source: RefSeq, a predicted model, not a curated record
UUCGUGUGCACCGCAAAACAUGGCUCAACAUAACGAUCAAAAAUCUCUCCUGUCGAGCAGCGACAGCGCGAUCAAUUGUCAGCCCAUGGCCGUCACCUCCUCUCGCAUGCCCUUCACAGGCAAUGAUUUCACCACCCUGGAAUCCCGCGAGACUUUUGAUGCGCUCCCCCGCACCCACAAGAGCCACCGUGCCGCCAGUGCUGCGAUUCUGUCAGCCAGUGAAAGCGCUCGAGCCAGUGCCAAGAGCAGCCACCACACCUUGCUGCAACAAAUCAACCACAAUCAGUUCCUCGCCGGCCUAUUUUACGAGGGGGAGAAACCCACCACGGAAUACUUUCUCGAUUAUGAAGAAGUUCGCAUUGUCAACCCAGAGCGCCCCGAGGAGCCAGCCCAAAGCCUGCCACCCGGAAAGGUGCUGCUGACCAACAAGCGUCUGCUGUUCCUCUCCUGCUCGCUCGUGGAGCAAAACACGGUCAUUGCCGUGGGUGAAGGCAAAUCCCCACACUCCUAUGCCAUUCGUUCAUCUGUUCAAGACGUGCGCCACUUUUGGCCUUUGGAACUGAAGGAUGUCUACUUUUUGCGUCUGAACGUUGACGUGGGCACGUCGACCGAUCUGAUCGUGCGCUCCUCGCCGCCGCCCUGCUUCGGCUGCCUGCCAUGCUGCUGUCUCAAGGCAUGGUCGCAAGACGGCCAACCCAUCUCCAGCGCGCGCAACAGCCAGUUCAUUGAGCUGGUUGCCACGAACUGGAUCCUGGGUGGACGUCGCCGUCUGACCUUUGACUUUCAUCAGCAGACUCCCUUUCACCUGCUCCGCGACUUUACAGUCCAGCUCCAGGCUACGCUCCAGGAGUGCCGAUCGGACAACUGAGGCGCACCAAUGGAUGGAUGCAUCCGAAUAUAAAUUGGAUGGCACAGGCGUUAUAGGCCAAAAAAAUCGUCGUUGGCAGAUUCAAGCUAAAACCAAGCCCAACAGCCAAAAUAUUAGAAACCCUUUUCGUUUGCGUUUGUUUAAUGUUGCAAAUUCAUGCUUG